AUGGGCAUCGCUUUGGAUGCUCUCUACUUUGCUCUUCAUCCGAAUCAGUUAGGAGCGCUAAUUCAAUGGAAACUACGACAUGCUUCUCUAUACAAUAGAAACAAAACGCAACAGUCUGCAACAGCCAAGGUCUGUUUUGAAUACUUGGAUAAGACAAGUCGCAGCUUCAGCCCCGUUAUCAAAGAGCUACACCCAGAGCUGCUCUUGCCCGUGUGCGUGUUCUACCUGAUAUUGCGUGGCCUUGAUACGAUAGAAGACGAUACAUCGAUUUCCCUCGAUGUGAAACAGUCACUCCUUCGAAGCUUCAAGGACCAUCUUGACCAAGAUGGCUGGAACUUCACAGGAAAUCGACCCGAAGAAAAAGAUCGCGAGCUGCUGGUGCAAUUUCACAAUGUGAUUGCCGAGUUCCGGAAGCUAGAACCGACUUACCAAGCCAUUAUCAAGGAUAUCACUCACAGAAUGGGUACUGGUAUGGCUGAUUUUGCGGGGAAGGCAGCUCUAGGAUACGGGAAAGUGACUUCGGUGGAGGAGUAUGAUCUCUAUUGCUGGCAUGUAGCCGGGAUCGUUGGCGAGGGUUUGACUCAUCUCUUCGUGAAGGCGGAGAUGGGCGACAAUACUCUGAUAAACCAGCCCUUGUAUAGAUCAAUGGGUCUCCUCUUGCAAAAAAAUAACAUCAUUCGCGAUGUUCGUGGAGAUUUUGAUGACGGUCGCCAGUUCUGGCCCAGAGAAAUCUGGUCUAAUCAUAUCGACAAGUUUGAAGAUCUUUUCGAGCCAAAGUGUCUCAACAAUGCCCUCAAUUGCAGCUCCGAGAUGGUUUUGAAUGCCAUAGGACAUGCCCGUGACUGUUUGUCAUAUCUUGCGGGCUUGAAUGAGCAGAGUGUGUUCAAUUUCUGCGCAAUUCCUCAAACAAUGGCUUUGGCUACACUUCAGCUAUGUUUUCGCAAUCCCGCAAUAUUUCAACACAACGUCAAACUCACAAAGGGAAAUGCGUUGCAGUUGAUGGUUGAUUCUAGUCAGGGAAUUGAGGGUGUGGCGAAAGUCUUCUGUCAUUACGUUCGUCGAAUUCAACAGAAAAACAACCCCGAGGAUCCGAAUUACUUGAGAAUCAAAGUUGCAUGUGAAGAGAUCGAGGAAUUCGCGAAGACUCUGGUGCCAACAAAGAGUAUUGAUCUUGCUAAGGAAAAGACCGGUGCGAAGGGGCAUUGGGCUGGGUCUCAUCCUGAACAAGUGGUUGUCUCUUGGGCAGUCGCCUCAAUCUUCGCCCUGGGGGUUCUGUGGCUCAUCGCCCGUACAAAUUUGUUUUGA
This is a messenger RNA of Penicillium argentinense, 1305 nucleotides long. RefSeq lists its product as uncharacterized. NCBI's taxonomy places the organism in Eukaryota, Fungi, Ascomycota, Eurotiomycetes, Eurotiales, Aspergillaceae. Gene Ontology annotation, biological process: ergosterol biosynthetic process; farnesyl diphosphate metabolic process. Bases 1 to 1305 code for a protein of 434 amino acids. Gene Ontology annotation, cellular component: endoplasmic reticulum membrane. Gene Ontology annotation, molecular function: squalene synthase [NAD(P)H] activity. The transcript is spliced from 3 exons. The record is from RefSeq and is a predicted model, not a curated record.